Molecule: messenger RNA, 2545 nt
Organism: Sinocyclocheilus grahami
Lineage: Eukaryota; Metazoa; Chordata; Actinopteri; Cypriniformes; Cyprinidae
Exons: 13
Coding region: 1-2481 (826 amino acids)
Biological process (GO): cilium assembly
Cellular component (GO): ciliary transition zone
Source: RefSeq, a predicted model, not a curated record
AUGUGUCUGAGCGCAUUUGUCUUCAUUGCUGAAGCGCAGCUCAUCGUCACCUUUCUGAAGAUCCAGUGGGACUCGACGUGGGACAACAAACUCAGACCUCCAGUGCCUUUGCAGACGCAGGACGGUGGCAUCUCCAGCUCCAGCGUGUCGCUCCGUGACCCCAUGAGACAGCGCUACUCCGUCACGUGGCAUCCUCGCCAGCCGCUCCUCAUCGUGUCUGACGGCUACAUGGUGACUGUGCUCAGGAUGAGCGAGCGGCCGUCUGCUGCCGCCGUGAUGAGCGCCGCCCUGCUGGACGCUGCGCAGGGACUGGAGCACAUACGCAGGGUCCUGGGCUCGUCUCAGCCUCAGUUCAGGUCCAGGCUUGAGUCCAUGCCCACUCUGACGUUCACAGGAAGUCUUCAGCCUCUUAAAGAGAAAGAAACGCCGCUGUCUGCUCUACCUCUGUACCUGCAGGAUACAGCAGACCUCACACAAUAUACUGAGAGAACGCAGGAUGAGGAAGACCAUGAUUCUGAUGAAGGUCCGUAUACGUGCUCACACACAGAAGACGGAGGCAAGCUGGAGUUUGCGUCUAUGUUUGACACGCUUCACGCUCAGACACAGUCACACCCAGAGCCGGCGUCCUCGGGUCUGCAGGAGGAUCUGGACAGGGUUCACAGGAGCCUCACGAGAGCCUGGGCUCUGGGCGUUUCUCUGGGCGGCUCCGUCCAGCAGAGAGAGCGUCUCCUCAGGUACACCGGGCUCUGUGUCUCUCGCCUCGUGAACCUCCUGCGGGUCAGAGACUCCGCCGGCAGGAAGAGCAGGAGCGCGUGGGUCACUCACGCCCUUCACACCCUCGGGACGCUGCUGUCCUUUCUCCCGUGGGACGCCGAGCGCACCGCAGGCCGCGGCUGUCUGGGCAUCACUGUAGAGCUCACUAGAUGUUUCGUCGACAUGUUUCUCCCGCUUUCCUCCUCCGAUUUAACACUUUCCUCCCAGAACUUCAGCGCAGCGCUCGUCGUCCUUCGGCGAGCGUCUCAGAGUGUGGAUCGGACCUACAGCCUCCCGCCGAGAGCAGUGCAUCAUGGGGAGCUGACAUAUUCCUCUGACAUGUUUUCUGCCCCAAUGUUACAAAACAACGUUGAUGCUGAUGCCGAGACAGGAGCACAAACAGCACCUUCUAACAGAUUGGUGGGUAUCUGGCGUGAGGUGUACGAAAGGGCUGUGCGGUACCGGGAGGAAUUACGUCACCGCAGAGGCGUAAAAAACGAGCUCGAGAAGAUGUCAGUAAUUAUGCCUCAAAUCCAGCAAGCUUUACAGUCAGCUGGAGCCCGUCUUGAGGAGAGCCACACUCUGCGUAGUUUCAGCGGUGAACAGCACUUUAUUUUUGGAGAAUAUACGGAGAGCGUUCAGGUUUGGAGGACUCAGCUAAGGGCAGAGAGACAGAGAGCCGGUCCCAUGACGUGUUACCUGGAGACCCGCUGCUGUCUGGCUCUUCUCUACACGCUGCUCUUCCAGUAUCGCCUGCGAGACGCUCAAGGUCUGUGUGACCGUCUGGCACGCCAGUUACAGACGCAAGCAGGACGACGGGAAGAGGAGACGCAAGGAGAGGCUGAUGAGGGUCCGGUGGGGCGUGAAGCGGCCUGCGCUGUGGUUCAGUCUCUGGGCAGGUUUAUGGCUGCGUACUUCACCAACCGGCCGCUGUGCAUUCUCCCGCCACACAACAUCGACGUGCUGCCGCCUCUUCACUUACCACACGCUGCUAGUGGACGUGUGGUAGAGUUGUGUCAGACUCGUGUAUCGCUGUCGGUCCGCUCCGAGCAGCUCUCGGCGCUGUGGACGGUGGAUUACGCUCUGGAGCUCCUCCUGCUGGGAGGAUUGAUGCCUGAGGCCUCGUGGAUGGCCCUGCGGCUGGGAGACUGGAAGAUGGCAGCCGCCCUCGGCCUGGCCUACACCAACUACUGCAGUGGACAGUUCGACAUCAGCAGCCUGCGUUGGAGAGAGCUGCAGCUUUCCACCGAGCUGAAGCCUGCAGAGAUAUUCCAGGAUCAGCUGGAGAUGCUACUGGGCCGAAUGGCUGGGUCUGAAGGAGAUGCUAACACAGGCACAGUGGGUGUUGAGGACGUGGAUCUGGUUCAGGUCUCUGUGCAGGAGAUCCUGAAGGCAUCUGUCAUGGCGGAGGUGGACGUCAUCUCUCAGCCUCUAACACGACUUCUGGACGCAGCCAAAGAGCGAGCGAUGUCACUUCCUGCUCUGGUUCCUCCUGCGUUCUACCUGCCUGCUCCUCCUCUGUACUGUCCACAGCCUUCACCGAACACACAGGACUCUGUGAGUGAUGCAGCUCUGGUUCUGGAGAGGGAGUCUCGCUGCCAGGUUUCUGGGCUGGUUCAGAAGGUUCUGAUGCUCUUCAGAGCGGCACACAGCUCUCGGCCCGCGGCGCAGUGGUACAUCAGCAACCUGCAUCGCUGCAAACACCUACUGCACAAGUUUGAUAAUUAGUUCAUGCUCUCCUUUGUUCCUUGCCUAUGGUUACUAAUUGAUUGGGUACUCUGUUCAGGUGCUG